Mercurialis annua (annual mercury) is the source of this 2743-nucleotide messenger RNA. RefSeq names its product C2 domain-containing protein At1g53590-like. Gene Ontology annotation, molecular function: lipid binding. The record is from RefSeq and is a predicted model, not a curated record. Lineage: Eukaryota; Viridiplantae; Streptophyta; Magnoliopsida; Malpighiales; Euphorbiaceae. Bases 247 to 2508 code for a protein of 753 amino acids. The transcript is spliced from 12 exons.
UCACCAAGUUGUGUAUUAAAUUAAGAUAAAAGUAACUUGUUACUCGGUUUGGCUUCAGUUAAUGUAUUUGGUAACCGUCAACCUUCAAUAAUACAUUGCUUCUCUAACUUAAUUAAUCUUUUUCUAAUUGGGAUUCUUAUUCCAUUUUUAGAUGUGUUUUUUCAAAUCUUUGAUCCUCUUCUAAAUACUUUUUAUGUUCUUCUUCAUAUAUAUAUUUAGAUGAACAGUAAGAAAUAGAAAAAUAAAAUGGAUAUGACAGAGGUAUCAAUGAUGCAUCAUGUGGGUAUUGUACUCACUCUGCUUGGGUUACUUAAUUACUUGGAUCGAUGCCACCCAGUUGCCUUUUUUAUUUCUUUAAUUUAUCUUUACUCGAUUCAUGAGAGGUAUGUUAUGAGAUUGAUAAGGAAACUGCAGUACCAGGAAAGAAAGCAGGCCAAUCAGAAAAGAUCACUUUCUGAUUCUGAAAGUGUUAGAUGGUUGAACCAUGCUGUGGAAAAGAUAUGGCCCAUUUGUAUGGAGCAAAUUGCAUCCCAGAAGAUUCUACUUCCCAUUAUACCUUGGUUCUUAGAGAAGUAUAAACCAUGGACUGCUAAAAAGGCUGUCGUUCAGCAUAUGUAUUUGGGAAGAAAUCCACCAUUGUUCACUGAAAUGAGGGUUCUUCACCAAUGUUCUGGUGAUGACCAUCUGGUGAUGGAAUUAGGCAUGAAUUUCUGCACUGCGGAUGAUAUGAGUGCUGUACUCGCCGUCAAGUUAAGGAGAAGAUUGGGAUUUGGAAUGUGGACAAAGUUGCAUAUGACAGCCAUGCAUGUUGAAGGGAAGGUCUUGAUUGGAGUGAAGUUUUUAAGCCACUGGCCUUUCGUUGGCCGUUUGAGGAUAUGCUUUGCUGAGCCACCUUAUUUUCAAAUGACUGUUAAACCUAUUUUCACUCAUGGGCUUGAUGUUACUGAACUUCCUGGAAUAGCUGGAUGGCUAGACAAGCUCUUGUCAGUUGCCUUUGAGCAGACACUUGUUCAGCCUAAUAUGCUAGUUGUGGACAUGGAGAAAUUUGCUUCACCGAAUCCAGAACGUUGGUUUUCUGUGGAUGAGAAGGAGCCCGUUGCUUUUAUAAAAGUUGAAGUUGUGGAGGCAACUGACAUGAAACCCUCUGAUUUAAACGGAUUGGCUGAUCCAUACGUGAAAGGGCAACUUGGUCCUUACAAAUUCAGGACAAAGAUACAGAGGAAAACUUUGGCUCCAAAAUGGCUGGAGGAAUUUAAGAUCCCCAUUUGUUCAUGGGAGUCGCCCAAUGUGCUGGCUAUUGACGUUCGUGACAAGGACCAUUUUGUUGAUGAUUCCCUUGGGGACUGUACCAUCAACAUCAAUGAUCUUAGAGAUGGUCAGAGACAUGAGAUGUGGCUACCUCUCCAGAAUAUCAAAAUUGGGAGGUUACGUCUUGCAAUAACUGUUAUUGACGAAAAUGCUAAGGUUGGUGCUAAUUUUUUUGAAGGAGAUACAUUGAGCAAAGAGGAAAUACAAGAUUCCUUUGAAAGCGUGUCUGGGAAUAGGGAUUCUUUUUCAUCAUCCUCAACAGCAGACAAGUCUCCAAGAAUGCGAGAUAAUUUUGAGCCGAUUAACAUUGAAGGGCAAGAACAGACUGGGAUAUGGGUUCAUCAACCAGGAAGUGAAGUGUCACAACCAUGGGAGCCAAGGAAAGGCAAGAGUAUGCGCCUCGAUAGUCAAACCCGUAAAGUUCCUGGAGAUUCAUUUGGCAGUACUAAUUUGCCUGUUUCCGGACCCCUUAACAAUGAUAGCAGCAGUACUGACGAAAAUGGGGAAGGUAAAGAUCCAUUGAAUCGAGUCCAGCGGGGUUUACGUAAAAUUAGCUCAGUAUUCCAUAGAAGUUCUAAAAAUGAAGAUAGUGUGGCAAGCAAUGGGGAUACCAUUCCAUCUCCUUAUGCUAACAUUAGUGCAGUUAAUCAGAGGAAAAUCGGUAUGAAUUUCAUAAUGGAAGACAGAAUUUCUGGAUCCACGGUGGUUAAGAAUUCAGACGAUGUUAUUUUGAGCCCGCAUGGAAGUGAUCCAGAAACUCCAGGCAAGGGAAAUGUAAAAGAAAGGGCAAAGAGCUUUUUGAAAUCUGCUCGCGGAAUAAAGCAUGUACUUUCCAGGAAAGGAUCAAAAAAAUCUCGAGGUGAUUCUUGUGUGGUGACGGAACUAGAAAUUCACCUGGAAUCUGACCCUUUUGAUGGUGAAGAUCUUUCACCCUCGCAAGUUGAAAAAAUCCCAGUUGUCUCCUGUGCUACAUCUCCUGGCUGUGGCGAAGACGAAUCUGAAAAAAAUAAGGACGACACUGCCCAGGCUGGUUCAAGUGACCUCGUUUCCGACAGUGAGAGUGGAAUGAAGAAGGUUAAUGUUCAAACCCUUGAAAGGGUAGAUGAAAAUGCUGUGAGCACGAGUGGAGAAAAUGAACCGGUGGUGGUAAUAAAACCUGAACCCUCUGAAGAGAAAGUUGAAGGAGACGAGGUUAAGUAACAUUUGGCUUCAGUCUUUGCUCGGACAUGGUUUGUUGUACAUUAUUGCCCCUAUACAAGUUUUAUAGAGUAUUUGUACGGCUAAAGUUUUCUGAAUUCAUUUUGUAAAUUCGCUAUAGAGUUUAAAGGAUAGAAUGUGUGCAGUCCGUCUCUUGUUCAGGAAUUUUUAAUAAUGUAAAACAGUUUGUUUAUAUAACAAGUUAUAUAAAGUCGCUAGCAGGAAGAACGUUAGUUAA